Molecule: messenger RNA, 1368 nt
Organism: Varanus komodoensis (Komodo dragon)
Lineage: Eukaryota; Metazoa; Chordata; Lepidosauria; Squamata; Varanidae
Product: solute carrier family 2, facilitated glucose transporter member 11-like
Exons: 10
Coding region: 22-1368 (448 amino acids)
Biological process (GO): monosaccharide transmembrane transport
Cellular component (GO): membrane
Molecular function (GO): hexose transmembrane transporter activity
Source: RefSeq, a predicted model, not a curated record
AGAUUUAUUAAUGACACCUGGAUGGAUCGCUAUGGCUUUCCACUCCCUCAAGAGACCAUCGUAUUGCUGUGGUCCUCCAUUGUGUCUGUCUAUGGUCUCGGAGGACUGUUGGGGAGCGUUUGCUGUGGGUACCUUACAGCAAAAUACAGGAAGAAAAAAUGUCAAAUGUUAACCAAUGGAAUCAUGCUGACUGCGGCACUGUCCAUGGGUUUCAGCAAGAGGGCCAGAUCCUUUGAAAUGAUCUUCCUUGGGCGCCUCCUCUAUGGAAUUGGCAUUGGGUUUGCUUUUAAUAUACACCCUCAAUAUGUGGGAGAGAUUUCACCAAAGAAGCUGCGUGGAUUUACCAAUGCCACAGUGGCUGUUUUUCUGACACUAGGAAAAGUUGCAGGACAAAUUAUUGGUCUUGGGGAAUUGUUAGGAAAUGAAUCCUCGUGGCCUUUGCUGCUGGCCUUUAGUGCACUCACAGCCGUGGUCCAGCUGGUGAUGCUCCCUUGCUUCCCUGAUUCACCAUCCUACCUUCUAAUACAGAAGGGCAACGAAGAAGCCUUCUUGAAAGCCAUCAAGCAACUCUGGGGUGAAGGAGACCAUCAAGCAGAAAUUGAGGACCUAAAGAAGGAGAAGGCAGCUAUGCCAAGCACCAAGCACUUACGGGUCCUUGAAGUGAUACAGGCACAAUCCCUGCGCUGGCAGCUGUAUGUGAUGAUCACCGUCAUGACCACGUUACAACUCUGUGGCAUCAAUGCAAUCUACUUCUACUCCUUUGAGGUCUUCCGCACUGCAAGGUUUGAAGAAGAACUCAUCCCAUACCUUGCACUGGGGGUCGGGAUCUGCGAGUGCCUCUCAUCUAUCCUGUGUAGCUCCAUCAUAGAGCAUUUCGGACGGAGGCUGCUGCUCUGGGGAGGCUACGCAUCGAUGGUCCUGGUGCUUGCACUGCUCACAGUAACCCUCUCCCUCCAACAUCGCUUCUUUUGGAUGCACUACUGCAGCGUCCUUCUCAUCUUCCUCUUUGUUCUCUUCUAUGGGAUUGGACCUUCUGGAGCCACCAUCUCUGUCAUGGUUGAAAUUUUCAACCAGAACUUCCGCCCAUCAGCCUUUGUCAUUGUGGGCAUUAUCAACUGGAUGGGCCUCUUUCUGCUUGGGAUGAUUUUUCCAUUCACUGUGGAAUAUCUUGGUCCCUUCUGCUUCCUGAUCUUCAUGGGAAUCCUUGCUGCCUCAGGUGUUUUCAUCUAUCUAUUCCUUCCAGAAACAAAGGGGAAAUCCAUUGUGGAAAUUACAAUGGAGUUUAAUAAGUUGAAUUAUGGAAAGACUCACGUUUUUCCUACAGAAAAUAAUUUCCCAAAUGGAACCAGCUUUUGCACCAGGCUUUAA